Molecule: messenger RNA, 228 nt
Organism: Mustela lutreola (European mink)
Lineage: Eukaryota; Metazoa; Chordata; Mammalia; Carnivora; Mustelidae
Product: DNA-directed RNA polymerases I, II, and III subunit RPABC4-like
Biological process (GO): DNA-templated transcription
Cellular component (GO): RNA polymerase I complex; RNA polymerase III complex; RNA polymerase II, core complex
Molecular function (GO): DNA binding; DNA-directed RNA polymerase activity; zinc ion binding
Source: RefSeq, a predicted model, not a curated record
AUGCUAAACGUCACUCGCCAUCAGAGAAAUGCAUAUCAAAAUCACAGACUAACAGUGAACACCCAGAAGGAUGUUCAAUCCCAAAAGCAGCAACCAGUCAUAUUAAUUUGUGGAAAAUGUCAUACAGAAAAGGAAAUAAAAUCCAGGCAUCCAAUCAAAUGCAGAGAAUGUGAAUACAGAAUAUACAAGUAAAAGACUAAAAUUUUGGUGGUUUCUGAUACUCAAUGA